UUUUGGAGUUAGAUUACAGAAUAAAUAUACAAUGAUAGAAAUGAUAAUAAUACGACAGAAAACUAAAACCCAAUAGAUUGGCUCAGGGAACCAACAAAUCGGAGAGCAAAACCUCAACCACCAAAGGUCAGCAACUCUCACGGUUGCUCGAAAAAUCCAAACACCCUCAACCAAGAAAAUCUCCGGCCACAAAGAUCGAUCAGAAAGAACUUUGGUUACAAGUUCACUUAGAAGAUUUUAGAGAGAUCAUAAUCGAGUUCUACAUUUUUCUCUCUUAUGUAAAGAGAACAUGGUGGUUUUAUAAAAGGCGGCCAUUAAAGAGAGUGAGAAGCAAACGGCAAUGGAAGCAUUUGGAAAAUGUUCACAGUCAAGAAGAGAGAGAUGAGCGAAGGAGGAGACAUAUAGAUCGGCUACGAAGAAAGAGAAAUAGAAUGAGUUUAUGUUUUAGAGUUAGGAAUAAAGAGGUGGGUCACUGAAUUGGGUUGUGGACCGAGUCGAGGGUGAUGGGUUUGAGGCAUCCAAUGAGAGUUGGGCUGAUGAGGUUUGGACCUUCUUUAAAAAGGUCAUGGGCCACAAAACUUAACAGUUACCAACAUAUAUAUGUACAUAUUUAUAUGCCCCUCUAAAGUCUAACCCUCUCUCGCAUCCACAAAUCCAUCGGCACACAACAAACCCUCGGUCUGACUCCACCAUUAACAGAUCGGGAGCUCGAGCUCGAGUAAGAGAGAUCGAGCUCUGCUCAUUUGCACCCCUAGUCUCAAAUCCACUUUUUCCGUCUAUUUUGAAUGGCACACUACACGAGUUUGGCACGUGCCAUUAAGUGUCUGCAUUUGUUGAAGGAAAGAGAACCCCUAUGCGUUAUGUGUUCUCGUGGGUUAACUUCAGCCCCCAAAAAUUUUCUGUUCAUUUUUCUUUUAAACCCUAAAAGUUCUUAGCAAAAAUACUCCCUAAGUCGCUUGAAUAUACUUCAUCUGAUCUGCACAAAAACGCUACAAAUCAAGUGAAAAUAGAAAAAUUUCAAAGAUAGGCAACAAUAUCUCUGCAGCCCCAAUCAUCUUAUCAACUUUGAAAACGCUAACUAUGUCGAUGCAGGAGUUUAGGAAUAAUCACACAUGCCCAUGUCCAUAAAGAAUUGUCUUUUCAAGCAAAGAAACAACAUAUACCAUUCCUCCUUGCACACAAGUGGAAGCGGCUAUCCAGAUUUUUAUUUAUUCAUGAGGAGGGUGCCGGAUUGGGCUGGGCCUUGGACCAGCAGAUGUGGUCUUGGGCCAGUGGACGGAACCACAUCGAGAUGGUCUUGGGCCGAUCAACGCUGCAAUGUAGACAAUUGGAGCAUUCUGCCACUUUGUUUCUCUCCUGGGCUUGUCCCGGAUACCUGGAACUCCGACAUCGUCUCUGGUUUCAGAUCAGAUUGAAAAUUGUAGGCGUUGCUGCUGGUUAGACCACCACGUAGAGCCAUCGCGGCCACUGUCUCCACCGUUCCCUAUUGCUGAAAGUGUCGAUUCGCCAGUCUACUCUCACCAGCAGAAUUCUACACUGCGAUUGCAUAAGGAUGUUGCAUUGAAGCUGUGCCCCCUAUGACUCAAGCUCGCUGUUUGGCUCCAAAUAUUAGCAAUGCCGGGAAUAAGUUUCCAAUCUCUGUUUAUUUUCUCAGCACUCUUUCGUGUCUUUUUAAUUAUAUACGGGGAGUGGCAAGAUGCUAAUAUGGAGGUUAGAUACACGGACAUAGACUAUUUUGUCUUUUCUGAUGCUGCAACCUUAAUGGCAUCUGGAAAAUCACCUUAUGAAAGAUCAACAUAUUGCUAUUCACCGCUCAUAGCCUUUCUUCUGAUGCCUAAUUCAUUCCUCCAUCAAACAUGGGGAAAAUUUCUCUUUUCCGCAUCAGAUUUACUUGUGGGGUUGCUUAUCCACAGAAUUUUGAAGUUACGUGGCGUUCCUGAGAAAUUAUGCACCUAUUCUACGAUGGUAUGGCUUUUUAACCCAUUUACGUUCACCAUCGGAACGCGUGGGAACUGUGAGCCCAUUAUCUGCUCCAUGAUUCUGUGGAUCUUAAUGUGUCUGAUGAAUGGGCAUGUGUUGCAGGCUGCAUUUUGGUAUGGACUUGUUGUUCACAUGAGAAUAUAUCCAAUAAUAUAUGCACUGCCCAUUGUCUUACUUCUUGAUCCUCAGCAUUUUCAACCUGGUAAGAAGCCUGUGCUCGUUGAAUGGAGCUCAAGAGCAUUAAAACCAUCCUCAGCUACUAGCAGCUCAAAAACUUCUAUUACACAGUAUAUUUGGAACUUCUGCAUAAACAUGAUCACUUGGAGAAGAGUCAUGUUCGGGAUUAUUUCUGCAUCCACUUUCUUCUUCUUGACAGGAUUGUCUUUCCAUUUAUAUGGAUGGGAUUUCUUGCACGAGGCUUUGCUAUACCAUCUUACCCGUACAGAUCCUCGUCACAAUUUUUCCAUAUAUUUCUACCACAUAUAUCUCCACUAUGAGCAUGAGUUUUCCAUCCUGGAGAAGCUCAUCUCCUUUCUGCCUCAGUUCAUUGUCCAGCUAGUUCUGAUUUCCCGCUUCGCCCUUGACUUGCCAUUCUGUUUAUUUCUGCAGACACUGGCAUUCGUGGCAUUUAAUAAGGUCAUAACAGCACAAUACUUUGUCUGGUUCUUUUGUCUAUUGCCUCUAAUACUGCCAUGGAGCAAUAUAAAGCUUGUCUGGAAAGGCCUAGCCUGCAUCAUUUUGUGGAUUGGAGCUCAAACCAAUUGGUUAGCGUGGGCGUACUUACUCGAAUUCCGAGGAAAGAAUGUCUUCUUCCAACUCUGGGUAGCAAGUUUACUGUUCUUGGCAGCCAAUACUUUUGUUAUUAUCAAUACUAUUUGUAGCCAUCUAUACAGUCCUCUGUUCCAACAGUUGAAGCAGGGAGGCAAACUCAAGCAAGGCUAUGAAAGGCCGACUGCUGAGCCACUCUAGUUCAGCCGCACUAUCAAGGGUGCUAGCCACCCGAGAAGCAAGCUAUUAUAGUGAGCGGCUGGAGCAGUACAAAGCCGAGGAGCAAGGUAGUAGAUAAGAUAUAAGAAGGGGACCUUGCUCUUGAUGGAGGAGAGGAGACAAUUAGGAUAACAAGCACGAAACCUGGAGCCCGAGUGGCCAGCAAGUGAGUGGUUAGUAGUUAAUGGCGUUCCUCUUUUCGAUUGGCACUUGAGGAACCACAUGACACUCAAUAGGGAGAAAGCAACUCUUAGUGAUGACACAUCUGCACAAAAACCACAAUUAUCAUUAGGAGGCCGGACCAAGCACCUAUGGAAGUUGAGGCUACCCCGUCCCAAUGGCCAAUACAAUAGUGUCCUUGAUGGAGGACUUUAGAGGCCUUAUAGAACCACAUACUUCUU
This is a messenger RNA of Sesamum indicum (sesame), 3368 nucleotides long. The record is from RefSeq and is a predicted model, not a curated record. NCBI's taxonomy places the organism in Eukaryota, Viridiplantae, Streptophyta, Magnoliopsida, Lamiales, Pedaliaceae.